GUCUCAUUAGAAAUUUUUUAUAUAUAUUUUUAAAGUGUGGUAAUUAAAUUUCUUAGCAACAAAUAUAUGAAAACACCACUUCCGCUUUGCGGGUGAUCAGCACCUUUACAUGUACGUAAUAAACUGUUAAGCAGACCAACUAGGCAAUUACACUUCUUUCUUACAUUUAAACACGUCUUAGUGUUCACGUUAGUUUUUGUGGUACUAACGAAAAACCCAGAAUGGAAAAUGAAGAGAUUGGCACUAAGGAAGCCAUGUACAUCAUUGGUGAAAAGCAUGGCUUUUCCAAAGAAAGAACACGAGAGCUCUAUGACAGUUUUUCGCUUUUUGAUCGAAAUGGGGAUGGUGUGAUCAGUAUAGAUGAACUUGGAACAGUAAUGAUGUCACUAGGUCAAAGACCCACGAGAGACGAGUUACGGGCCUUGCUUCACAGCGUCGAUAUGAACCACAGUGGAAACAUUGACUUCGGUGAAUUUCUGGAUAUAUUUGCUAGAAAACUGAACAUCGAUCCUGAAAAAGAAUUGUACGAGGUUUUCUGCGUUUUUGACCAAAAUAAGGACGGCUUCAUUUCAGCUAUGGAACUAUUUGAAGUUCUGUCACGACUAGGUGAACAUAUCACUAAGGACGAAGUAGAAGUAAUGGUAAAAGAAGCAGAUUUAAACGGUGACGGUCAGGUUGACUAUAACGAAUUCAAAUCUAUUCUCAGUGGGAAUAAAAGUUCAGUAUCAGAUGCAUAACGGCAGGCUGAUUCGGAAUUCUUUUGAAAAUUUAUACCUGAGACUUGACAGGAUAAUUAAUCAUCUGUGUCUGUCUGUCUGUCUGUCUGUCUGUCUCUCUGUCUCUCUCUCUCUCUCUCUCUCGCUCUCUAAAGGAAUAAACGAUUAUCUUCUUAACUUCAUUAACUUAGAGCUGCUUCUGCUACAAUAUGCAGUGGACUCAUAGCUGAGUGUCUGAGUAACACUUUACACUGUAGAUUUAUCGGAACCUUGAAUAUGAACGUAUAUGAAAUUAGCAGUCAACUAAUACAAGAAUUAUGAAAUAUGAACUUUACUUCAGAACGAUAAACAAAUUAUGCCAUUUGCUUAACUCUCUCUAGACAACUCUCUAUGGCAAUCUCUAUAGGUGGCCAUGCAUUUCUCUUACUACAGAAUAUUUUGAUUUCUCAUUGAAAUAGGAAGAUGCAUUUAAAGCGAAGAGUAUUAGA
This is a messenger RNA of Octopus sinensis (East Asian common octopus), 1204 nucleotides long. Its product is annotated as neo-calmodulin-like. Gene Ontology annotation, molecular function: calcium ion binding; enzyme regulator activity. NCBI's taxonomy places the organism in Eukaryota, Metazoa, Mollusca, Cephalopoda, Octopoda, Octopodidae. Bases 222 to 737 code for a protein of 171 amino acids. The record is from RefSeq and is a predicted model, not a curated record. The transcript has 6 exons.